AUUACUAGAGCAUAAAAACAAUCUUUCCAAGGUAUCGAAAGAACGUCAAGUGGCCAAAGAUCAAGCAGAACUCCUCGCAAAAUCGACUGAAGGACCCCGCGUUCAACGUGCCGAUAUCACGAGAAUAACCGCUCACCUGAAGGAGUUGAGACAGGACGCAGAGAGGUUGCGCAAGAGCAAUGACAAUGCCCGUACGCGUAUUGCCGCAUUACGCACACAGUUGGCAACUCGACGCAGCAACUUACUGACCGCUCGGUCUAUUAGUACUCUCUCAUCAAAUGACAAAUCAACCCGAUCAACAGUCCAGUUUCCUGAAUCAACUAGCACUUGGGAUGCCAGCCUAGAUGACGUGACCUAUCAACUGACACAGACAAGAAAGUCGUUGGUUGAGGAGCUGCUUGAAGCUUUUGACCUUGCAGAGACAGACGUGUCCCUUGGUAGAAGUCGACAGCAGAAUGUCCAAGGGCCGACGGUCGGCGUCAGUGCUUGGAACGCUAGCGCCUUUGGACGACAGGCUUCCAAACUCGGUUCCGAACUCUUCCUUCGUCCUCCAUUGAUGGCUCCAAAAAGACUAGUCGCACAACCCGUCAUGAAAUGGACCAUAAGCGGCCUUUCUGUGCCUUUACCAGCCGAGCUCAAUCGGUUGGUUGAGAACGGGAUCACGGCUUCAA
Molecule: messenger RNA, 671 nt
Organism: Acaulospora colombiana
Lineage: Eukaryota; Fungi; Glomeromycota; Glomeromycetes; Diversisporales; Acaulosporaceae
Source: the annotation of a GenBank genome assembly